AUGGCAAUCAUCGAAGAAGUUUUGGACGAUGAAGAAGUUCAGGAGAAGCUCGAUCGAAUCAAGCAAGAAGGAAAUCAACAGUUCGGACUCGGCAAUUAUAGCGAUGCUGUACAAAAAUACUCAGAAGCUCUGGAAGUAUGUCCCCCUGACUUCAAUGAAUUCCGCACAGUACUCCACUCGAAUAUAUCUGCAUGUUACAUAAAGUUGGAGAAAUGGGACGAAGCUGUUGAUGCUGCUACAACUGCUCUUGAAGCUGAUCCUAAAAACCCGAAAGCAUUAGAGAGGCGGGGAUAUGCUAACCAACGUUUGGAUAAAGUUGACGACUCCAUUGUGGACUACAAAGCAAUCAUAGAGGAAUACCCUAAACGAGUGGAUCUCCAGAAAAAAAUCGCUGAAUGCCAGGCGCGUUCUCUGGAGAAACAGGAAGAAAUGAAAAAAGGCGUAAUUGAAAAACUAAAAACAUUAGGUAACGUAUGUUUGAAACCUUUUGGCUUGUCAACCGAUAGUUUUGAAAUGACUCCCAACGGAACGGGCGGGUAUUCCAUCGGAAUGAAAGGUCAGAACAGAAGCAAUAACAGUGACGAAAACUAA
Auanema sp. JU1783 is the source of this 591-nucleotide messenger RNA. NCBI's taxonomy places the organism in Eukaryota, Metazoa, Nematoda, Chromadorea, Rhabditida, Rhabditidae. The record is from the annotation of a GenBank genome assembly.